UAACCCUCAGGGCAGCCGCUGGAGCAUGAAUCCCUCCUGAUUCCGCUGUCGGCCCGAUGUUCCUCACAGUCCAGCUGCUCCUGGGCGGGAGAUGUAGCCUGAAGGUGUCGGGGCGAGAGAGUGUGGCCAUGCUGAAGAAGCUGGUGUCCGAGCGGCUGCGGGUGCCCGAGGAGCAGCAGCACCUGCUCUUCCGCGGCCAGCUUCUGGCAGAUGACAGGCAUCUCUCCGACUACUGCAUUGGGCCCAACGCCUCCAUCAAUGUCAUUGUGCGGCCCCUGGAGAAGACGGUGCCCGAGGAGGCCCACCAGCCCCAGCCCCAGCCCCUCUGGCACCAUCUGGGCCAGGUCCUAGCCAAGCACUUUGGGCCCCAGGACACCGAGGCAGUGCUGCAGCUGCUGAGGCGGGAGCACAAGGAACGCCUGCAGAGGAUAAGCCUAGGGGAGCUGGAGCAGCUGGCGCGCUACCUCCUGAGCAAGGAGCCGCUCGCGGAGCCCACGGGGGAGAGGGAGCCUGAGGCUCAGCGACCCAGAGACAAGGAGGAAGAGGAGCAGGCCGAGCAGUAAACCAGCCAUCCUACUCGUCUGCGUGCUCAAAUUCGUCCAGCCUCAUCCUUAAGUGUUCCCUGGUGACUCCCCACUAGUUCCUGCUGAUGUGGGUGCAUCUUCACCCCUUUCUGAAAUUUCAAAGUAACUGCAGGGAUUUUGGACCCCUCUCUCCUCUCUUGGGCCUGUGGUUUCCCCUCUGAAACACGGAAUGAUCCCCUCCACAUCACCAUCCCCUAGAAGGGGCUCUGAUUGCCCCAUGGGCAGCCUGAAAGGGGGCGGUCAAAGGCUGCUUCCCCCUUGUAGGCUGGGCACUGCCUCCUGGGCAGCUGUAUGCCCAGCAGCAAGCCAGGCUGUCAGCACACCUCCAUGGCUUUAAACAGACCCUCUUUCUCCUUGGAGACAGAAAGACAGAUAAUGUGAGUUCAUUUCUUCCAUCCCCAGGCCACGGCGCCCACCCCCCAGGCCUCCUGACAGCCAAGGGUAGAGAAGUGCCGAGUAGCUGCCCCUUGCUCUUUGGGUGAGGCUCUCCCUGCUGUCUGCCUGCUUGUGCUUCCACAGUUUAAGGGGCAGGGGUAGGGGCAGCAGAGGUAGGAGUGGGGGGAGAGCACCUACUGUGUGCCAGGCCUGGAGCUCUCAGGGAGACACACACAGACCAGGAAGAGCAGGAAGCUUAGGCAGAAAAGGCGGUUGCAUCGUCGCACAUUCAUCGUGGCCAGUGUGAACGGAGCCGUGCCCCAACCUCUCCCUGCCCCAAGUCUCAUCAAUCACCAGGUCUCACUGAGCACCCCCCAUUUCCCACCCACCACUGCCCAGGCUUCCCGGGAUCAAAACUGGUACCAGCCUGGAUCCUUGCCCUCACAGAGCGUGCAGCUUAGAUGGAGAGAGAGGUCAUAAAUGUGACAAGUAAAGCAGCAACAUAAAACCAGAGUACAGCCUGCGUGACUAAAUGCCCAGGCGCCAGCUGCAGCCUUGCAGGGCCCUGGGCUCAGUGUGGAGGGGCCGGUGCCCAUAGACUACAGGAAAGCCAGGCCCCCUUCUCUGUUCUCGGUGUGAGAGAAUGGCCCUUGCCAAGGGCUGAGGAGCCCCUACACCCCGUGUGUGAGGGGGCAGGGAACUCACUGACAGCCUGGUCCCCCAAAGUCCCAGAAGUGCUGUUACCACGGUCGGUCCAUCCUGGGGGAUGGAGAUAGAAGGAAGGGGAUGAAGGCACAGUCUAGAAAGGAACAAUCAGGGCCCCGGUCCCUGGGAGGCAUCCUGUCCUUGGCCUAUGGGGCCCUGCAUCCUAUUAACUGGGGCGUGUUAUAAUCGUAUUUACUCCCCCCCCCCCCCAGGUGUUUGUGAGGGUAAGGCAUGAAGACUCUACAGUGAAGAGUGGGGUGGGGCAGUGGCAGUGGCGGGGAGAGACUCCUGAAACCGUGUCUCUGCCUCCAUUGGGGCUGCCGGAGCCCCUGCCCCUGGUUCCUGUCUCUGCAGGUCCUGGUCCUGCUCUCAGGUCCCCCGGCCUCCAUAGGAGAGACCUCCUGACGGGUCUUCAAGUGUGUUCGUGCUGGGGCUGUGCCAUCUACCAAGGGGGACGAGCCUAUUAUUUUUACAUUAGGGGAACUAAUAGACCAUUUCCCGGGGAAUCUGUGAGUGAUAAAAAUAAGUGGGCCGUUUUAUUCCUUUUGCUGAGAGAGAAGCUGGCACGAGGGACGGGGAAGCCUUUGUUGUCUCUGGUUAGCGGGAGUGUCAGGGCUUGCUGGGAGCAGCCACCUCUACUGCUUGUCCCCGAGGUUGCAGGGGAGGGUGACUCCAGGCCCAAAAUGGGGGGAAGGAGAGUUGUUCUGCCCUCUGUGCCCGUGAUUGCUUCUCACUACUGACUCCACCCUUCCCAGGGGGGCCCUGCGCCUGACCCUCCCCACAAAAGCUGAGCCUGGGAAAGGAUGCACCACCACAUGGAACUGAGCAAGAACUUGCCUCCGUCUGUUCCCCCUCCCAGGGAUAUUUUACUCAAUGCUGCGUUUCUCACUGCGGGGUGACAGGCUUUGUCCCCUAAUGGAUGAGCUUACAGGUAUUACGGAAUAUUGGGAGGCUGGGGGCAGAGUGGCCCCUCAUACUCCAGCAAUGGGUUAGAAUCCUACUCUGUGUGGAGAGCCCUAGCUCCUGGACUGCCUGCCCUGGAGAUCCUUCCCUGUCCCUGUUUCAUCUUAUUUCAAAGGCGAGUUGAAACCUGUGCCAGCAAACCCGCUGAAACCUGUGCCAGCAAACCCCCUGUCCCCUCCUCUGCCCCACCACUUGAAGGAUGGUGGGAAUGAGGGGGGCACUCUUUUUAAACUGCAGCCUUGGGCAUGUAGCUCUGCCGCUUAGUUCACCACAGCACCUCUCUCCUGCCAUGAAAGGACACAAGGUCCCUAAAGGUAACAACCUUGCUCAAGUAGGAGGCAUCUUAGGAUGGCAACCACAUCCAGGUUUCCAGCUUUGUGUUCUUCUCCACAGAGAAGUCUGGCUUCUCCUCCUAGCUCCUUCCUGCAACACUGCAGGCCAGCACUCUUGGUCCCCUGGUCCCUGGUGAAAUCGUCUUUCUGAGAGAAACAGACACAGCACUCUAGUUUGUGUGCUAUUU
Molecule: messenger RNA, 3147 nt
Organism: Mesoplodon densirostris (Blainville's beaked whale)
Lineage: Eukaryota; Metazoa; Chordata; Mammalia; Artiodactyla; Ziphiidae
Gene: UBL4B
Product: ubiquitin like 4B
Exons: 1
Coding region: 57-563 (168 amino acids)
Molecular function (GO): protein binding
Source: RefSeq, a predicted model, not a curated record